UGUAUUUUUUUAAGUGGCCACCAUGUGUAAAUAUAAUUACAUUUAAAAUUCUGCAAUUCCGAAGUAGCUUCCGCGUUUAGACGACGAGCUUUUAUUGUGAAAGUGACGCUCGGACGCGGUGCGUGUUGUAGCUGAGGAGCUUAGCGCUGCUCUGGAAGGAGGGACUCCUUGACUGCAGCGACCGCAAUUUCGGCAACAUGGGAGACGUUGUGGAAUUUAUUCUAAACGGACAUUAAGAACCAUCGGCAGAAUGGCAGAGAGGUUGGAGUGGGUGGAGAUCAUUGAGCCACGCACGCGGGAGCGUAUGUAUGCCAACCUGCUGACAGGCGAGUGCGUGUGGGACCCUCCGCAGGGUGUUUGUAUCAAGCGAACCGGUGACAACCAGUGGUGGGAGCUGUUUGAUCCCAACACCUCACGCUUCUACUACUACAAUGCCUCUACCCAGCGCACAGUGUGGCACCGGCCGCAGGGCUGUGACAUCAUCCCCUUGGCCAAGCUGCAAACUCUGAAGCAGCACACCGAUACCACAAACCCUCGUCCUGCAGGUGGAGGAGGAGGAGGGAGAGCGUCAGCUGACAACAGCCCAGGACGUAACAGUGGGGUCAGCCGGGAAGGAAGCACUUCCUCCUCCCUUGACCAGGAACUGUCUGAUAAACAGAGCAACAGAGAGGACACUGACAGAACAUCUCCAUUCAGAUGGAACACUGGUACGAAGGAGCGAAUGUUGAUCAAGGUGACAGACAGAGAGCCCAGCUUCUUGGCCCACCAGGGAAAUGGAUACUCCCCCUCUGACCCCUCCACCCCUAAUGCUCCCUCUGGAGGGGGCACCAUCUCACGAACCCGUCGUUCCUCUGGAGGAACCCUGCCAUCAGAACCUGACGGCUCCCCUGUUCUCUAUGCUGAUCGGCGUCAGUCUCCCUUUCUGAAGCGAGCUGAGCUUGGCAGCGCCGGCACCCACCGCCGCUCCUCAGCUGACUCCCAACCUCCCUCGCCCCGUUACGCCUAUGAGCCACCGCUGUAUGAAGAGCCACCAUCAGAGUACCAGUCCCCUCCCAUCUACGAGGAGCCUCCUACGGACAUGCAGCUCUCUGACUCCUCCUUUUAUGGCACUGGCAAGUCACCUGCUCGCAAGUCUUCAGCCCCCCUCUAUCACUCUCCCAAGCAGGCCCAGUCGCCCUAUGGACAGCUGGUUCUGACCAGGCAGAAGUGCCCAGAAAAGACCCAGAGUCUUGAAUACAGUCCCGUGGGGAAGGAGUAUGUCAAGCAGCUAGUGUAUGUUGAGCAGUCAUCUUCCAGCCCUCGCUUCAAGACUGCUGACCGUCUGCUGCGUUACGGCCCUACCGGGGGCUAUGGGGGCUCAUACGGGGGAUCCUAUACUCUACAGCACAACCAGUCUCUGGUCAGGGACCCCCGCCUUCUGCUUGACUACAGUGGAGAGGGUGGAGAGGGAGCUGACUCCCAACCUCCCUCGCCCCUCCCGUUGCUUUAUGAGGACUCCAUAUCCUGGACAUCCAGCCACACCCAUUCAUUCUCCUCAGGCUCUGUACAGGCUUUCUCUCCAGGAGGUAACCGCAAACGCAAGAGCCGCAAGCCAUCUCUCCCUCAUGACCUGGCACGCUGCGGGGGGCUAGAGGGGGAGCUGGCAGGCACAGCUUCCGAGGCCAUGCUGGCCCAGGCCAGGCUUGCUUGGGAGGCUCAGCAGGUGAUGAAACAGAGGAGUAGCUGGGACUCAGGGCAGGGAGGGGGGGCGUCCCAGGGCAGUGGCUCCAAAGAUGGUUAUGAGAGCGACGGGGCAGUGCCACUGCCAUUACCGGGGCCGGUGGUGAGGGCGUUCAGCGAGGAUGAGGCGCUGGCACAGAGUGACAGCCACCACUGGAAACGCAGCACCUUUGAUCGACUGGGAUUUCCUCAGGCCCUGCUGGAGAAAAGCCUCUCUGUCCAGACCAACCUGGCCUCCCCUGAGCCUUACCUCCACCCCUCACAGUCAGAGGACCUCGGAGCCUGUGUCCAGUUUGAGGCCAGUCGAAAUGCCAGAAAUAUGAUGCCUAGCGCCAGCUGUGGCAUUUUCCCAGAAUUCACCCUGAGAAAGCCCUCCUCAGAGACCGACAUUGAGAACUGGGCAUCCAAGCACUUCAACAAACACACACAGGGUCUUUUUAGAAAAAAGGUAUCCAUUGCCAACAUGCUGGCCUGGAGCAGUGAGCCCAUCAAGAAGCCCAUGAUCGUGACCUCAGACCGCACUGUGAAGAAGGAGGCAGUGGACAUCUUUAAGCUCAUCCAGACCUACAUGGGAGACCGUCGCUCCAAGACUGACCCCCUCUCAGUGGCCCUAGAGGUGGUGGUGCGUGGGUGGAGUAACCAAGGACUGCGUGAUGAGCUCUACAUCCAGCUGUGCCGUCAGACCACAGAGAACUUCCGCUACGACAGCCUGGAACGCGGCUGGGAGCUGAUGGCUAUUUGUCUGGCCUUCUUCCCCCCAACACCCCGCUUCCACACCUACCUGGAGGGCUACAUCUACCGGCACAUGGACCCUCUCAAUGACACCAAGGGAGUGGCCAUUAGCAGCUAUGCUAAAUACUGCUACAGGAAACUGACAAAAGCUGCUCUGACUGGAGCCAAGAAGGGUCUACAGAAGCCCUGUCUGGAGGAGAUCAAGCAUGCCAGAAACGCCAUCUUUAGUCCCUCCAUGUUCGGCUCCUCCCUGGAGGAGGUGAUGGCGCUCCAGAAGGAGCGGUAUCCAGACCACCAGCUGCCCUGGGUGCAGACUCGGCUCUCUGAAGAGGUUCUGGGUCUCAAUGGAGACCAGACAGAAGGCAUUUUCAGGGUACCAGGGGACAUAGAUGAAGUCAAUGCCCUCAAACUACAAGUGGAUCAGUGGAAAAUCCCGACAGGGCUGGAAGACCCGCACAUUCCAGCAUCUCUGCUGAAGCUCUGGUACAGGGAGCUGGAGGAGCCACUGAUCCCUCACGAGUUUUAUGAGGAGUGUAUCAAUCAGUACGACAACCCAGAGGCAGCUGUCAACGUGGUGCUGGGGCUGCCACACAUCAACAAACUGGUGCUCUGCUACCUCAUCCGCUUCCUGCAGGUAUUUGCCCAGCCUGCCAAUGUGGCAAUCACCAAGAUGGAUGUGAACAACCUGGCCAUGGUCAUGGCUCCCAACUGUCUGCGUUGCCAGUCUGAUGAUCCCAGGGUGAUCUUUGAGAACACCCGCAAGGAGAUGUCCUUCAUCCGGGUGCUCAUCCAGCGGCUGGACACCAGCUUCAUGGAUGGAAUCCUAUAGCCCCCCCCAACCACACACACCUUCCAUACUUUAGCCCUAGCCCUCCCUGUGCUCCCUUUAACCCUCUCCAUGACAGGCCUCUACACAGUUCCCCAGCACAGGAACAUCGUACAUACACACUGUUGCUGCUGGGUAAAUAUCAUGCAUCUCCAACAUGUUUACUUUUCUGGAACUAACAAAAUCUGCCUUGAUUUGAGUUUGUUCACUGUAGAGUUGUACCUGCUGUUUUUUCUUAUUUCUGUACAUUUAAUCCUUUAACUGACAUUUAUCUGAGAACAACACAAGUACUGGAGUUACAAGCUUUCGUAAGACAACAGUACUGUGUGUGCCUUCACAUACAUGAAUUCAGUAUACACAUAUGGUAUGAAGGAAUUGGCAGGGAUCCCAUCAUUUCACUAGAUUUACUUUUGUUUUACUUGUGGUUCAGGACCCUAAAGGUUCAUUCUAAAUUUAACUUAUUUUAUGUGAACUGAUUUUUAUUUUUGUUUGCUCCUGCUUAAAGGCACAUACAUUUUCAUAUUCAAAUUGUCACACAUCUUAUAGUAUGCAUGUCAGUACAUGCACACACUUAAAUAUAACUUUCCCCAUGAGUCUACCUUCUGCAGUGUACAGUACCAUCCAGAAUGAUCACUUAUAGUAGAUGAAAAACAUAUAUUACACACAUUUUGUCACAGGUGUUAAAGUCUUUCUUACUGGCUUAGCAAUGUAUCCCUACGGUCUGGCACUAGAUUUUCAGGAGAUAUAAAGCCUAACUGCACCAUUCCAUCACCACUUUGUUAUAUCUGACUGACCCUGCUAGAUGUACGCCUCAGACGCCAAACUGAAUGGUGAAGCUGUGUGCGCCGCUGGUUUCACUGGCCUUCAAAAUACUCUACACUACCACAAGUCAGAGGCUCUUUACUCCUCCAUUUGUGAUCCUGCGUCAAACUUGUGCUGUCUGAUGGGGCAGAAACCAUAAAACCAAACAUUCUGGUAGUCACAUUGCCUGCCAGCACCCUGACUCUGAACAAGCGUAGCUGUAAAGGAAGAGAGUGAUAGGUGAUAGCUCUGUUGGCAACUUAGGCAUAAAGUGAGGAGAACAUGAACACUAAAUUACCUCUAGCUGUGUUUUGAUUUCAAGGCUCCAACACUUCCAUGGUGCUGGGUUUGUAGACACAUUAGCACAGACUGAAUUGUUAAUACAUUCUAAACAUUUUAACAGUGAACAUGACAUACAGAAUACAUUUUAUAAUGAAACUGGGUUGUCAGUGUGACUGAUGGUGUAAGGACCACUGGGCUACAGGGCUCGAAAAGUCUUAAAAAGCCUUAGGAAGUAUAACUAGUUUAAAUUUUAAUUACAACACCUUACUAAAAUGUAAAAUAAAAGCUACAAAUAUUUUCUCUCACCUGCUGAGCAGUAAUGUUACUAAAAAAAAUGUGUCUGCUUGCAGGCUGGUGGGAAAAACUACACACAAACUAAAAUGUCGAUGGCUGUUGUAUACUGUCACUUCUGCUAUCAACAGUAUGGCCUUAGAUUUACCUUGUCUUAAAGAGCCCAUGGCUGCUCAGUUUGCUCAUUUCCAGCCAUUUAAUGCUUAAUCUUGGGUUCCUCUAGAUCAGCUUGGUACCUCUCAUGACUCCAUAUAGCCUGUAAUUGUUUCAGAACCAUAAAACCAGAGAGCCUCUUCCUAAAAAUGAUGAUAGUUCGUGAAUGUG
Molecule: messenger RNA, 4975 nt
Organism: Monopterus albus (swamp eel)
Lineage: Eukaryota; Metazoa; Chordata; Actinopteri; Synbranchiformes; Synbranchidae
Gene: arhgap39
Product: Rho GTPase activating protein 39
Exons: 14
Coding region: 251-3280 (1009 amino acids)
Biological process (GO): signal transduction
Cellular component (GO): cytoskeleton; cytoplasm
Molecular function (GO): protein binding; GTPase activator activity
Source: RefSeq, a predicted model, not a curated record